GUAGGUGAAACAUGGCGUCUGCUGCUGGGUCUAUUUUAGCUAACUGAAUAGCAAGCUAGCUAUUUUCAAAGGCUUUGACGAUAUUACUGUGAAUAGCAGUAGCAACAUUUUCAGUACAAUAAUAUCUUCAUUGCAAUAUAUUUCAAUAUGUCGGACUCAGAAGAGGACAGUCAAGAUAAGCAACUUAAAAUUGUAGUCAUCGGAGACGGCGCAUCGGGGAAGACAUCACUCGCCACCCGGUUUGCGCAAGAGGCCUUUGGGAAACAGUACAAACAGACCAUUGGCCUGGAUUUCUUUCUGAAGAGAAUAACUCUGCCAGGCAACUUGAAUGUUACCCUGCAAGUGUGGGAUAUUGGAGGUCAAACGAUUGGAGGGAAAAUGCUGGAUAAAUAUGUCUAUGGUGCUCAGGGUGUUCUUCUAGUGUACGACAUUACAAACUUCCAGAGCUUUAAGAAUCUGGAGGACUGGUACGGCAUGGUCAAGAAGGCAAAUGAAGAGUGUGACGUACAGCCUGUGGUCUCCCUGGUGGGAAACAAAAUCGACCUUGAGCAUAUGAGGACAGUGAAGGCUGACAAACACCAGCGCUUCUGCCAAGAGAACAGCCUCAUCAGUCAGUUCGUAUCUGCCAAGUCUGGAGACUCGGUGUUCCUGGCAUUUCAGAGAGUGGCUGCAGAGAUUCUGGGGGUGAAGCUCAAUAAAGCAGAGAUGGAGCAGUCCCAGUGUGUGGUGAAGGCAGAUAUCGUGAACUACAGUCAAGAGCCUGUGGCGAGGACAGUCAACUCCCCACGCAGCUCCAUUUGUGUGGUGCAGUGACCCCCUCUCCCCCCACCUUCCCUCUUGCCCCUCCACAAGCUGAAUACAGCAGUGAGGGCCUGUGACCAGCAGGCUGCCCCAACACACUGGCCCAUAGCCAGAGCAGGAGAAUUGAGCUGGCCUGUUUCUUUCUGCUGAACACACACAUACUGAUUCCUCCCUUUGCUCUCUCAACGCACAAGUCUUCAGAAAGGCUGUAAUACAGUAUUUCCUUUUUUUAUAGGUUUUUAGGGUCAUCGGACCAAGUGCGGCAUAUUUUUAAGAUUUCUAUAUGAGAAUCUCUCUGUAUGUACAGUAUGUAAAUUUACAGCGACCCCACAGUAUAUUCCUGGUUUCAGUAUUUAAUAUAUUUUCUUGAAUUAUUUGUUGAGUAGUAACUAGCUUUGGCUACAGCAGACACCUGUAGUGUGGGACCUCCAUUUUUUUAAGCAGUUUAAACACAUUUGUCAGUGUUUUAUUUUAUUUUUGAGAAACUGUUACUAUUUUGACAUCUUUUUUUCUACUAUCUUCAUUAUCAAUUAUUCUUUAAAGGACCGUUUGGUUGUAUAUAGAUAUGAAAAGUUGGUUUCUAUAACAGAAAAAUAUACAUAAACCACUGUUUUCCAAAAUGUAUUUUUAAUGAUAGAAUGUGUUUUCCCUCUGCUGUUGUGAAUACAGAUGCCAUAUCUUAAUUUGAUCAUCCUGUUGUUGCAGGAACUUUCCUGCAAACUUGUAGUGUUUUCGACAUUUAAAAAGGCUUCUAAAGCUAUUAUUUUCCACUUUCAGACUUACUUUGCCGUAACGGAAAAUGUAUCAACCCCUACAAAUAAUAUCCAUUAAUUAUAAUCGCAUAACAAUUAACAAUUCCUGUUGCUGCAGGAUUAUUUUCCUGCUGUGUGAAACUGGCACAAAUUAAGAUCCGAUAUCUGUAUGCUAAAUAUCAGGAUUAGUUUUAUCGCUCUAAGUGGUACUGUCCACACCUCCCACUACCCCCUCUCCCACAGCUCCCAGUGCUGAAACAGGAGUGGUGGGAUGAGCCUGGGUAGGUUGGUGGGGCAAGGAGCUAUUUGGGGGCAGAGAGUGGUGGAGAAAGAAGGGGCUGCUUCAUUGGUAUACAGAUGCAUGAUUAAGCAAUCAGGCCCUAUGGGGUGUGGUAUAUGGCCAAUAUACCACGGCUAAGGUCUGUUCUUAUGCACAAUGCAUGCACAAUGCAACUCUGGGUGCCUGGCUACAGCCCUUAGCUGUGGUAUAUUGGCCAUAUACCACAAACCCAGAGGUGCCUUUAUUGCUUUUAUAAACUGGUUACCAAAGUAAUUAGAACAGUAAAAACAAAUGUUUUAUCAUACCUGUGGUACAUUGUCUGAUACACCACAUCUUUCAGCCAAUCAGCUUUCAGAGCUCAAACCACCCAGUUUAUAUUGUCUGUUAUACAACAUGUGAGUCUAAUCAUGAAUGCUGAUUGGUUAAAACCGCAUUCCAGCUGGUGUUUAUUCCACAAGUUACCACCGGCUAAAUCUAUAACAUUAACAUGCCUAUAUACUCUGUUCCAUCUGACUGCGCAAUCCACUUUCUCAUCAGCAUUAUAAACUUGAUCUCCACUAUUAAAAAAACAUAUAGACAUCAUCUAAUUUCUUUUAGACUAACAUUUAAUUUUCAACAGCAGAGAUUUGUAUACUGUAAACCUUGCUAUCUGUCUCUCUGACAUUUGCAACAUUGUUUCAAUAUCAAAUUCAAUCCCAGCUGUCCCAUAAUAGUGAAUGUGUCGGGAUGAGACAGGCAGGCAGUGUUUCUUAGUCAGUCACUGUCAUGAAUCAGCUGGCAUCCUUUUUAUGGAUAUGUACAAAUAAAUGUAAAUUGAAAAAGGUUCAAACAAAACUAAGUGCAGCUAGUUUGCAGUCUUUCCAGCUUCAGUUCGAAGUGACUCUGUUGGCUGUGUUGUUGUGGCUAGGUCCUCUGAACAACAGUGUCCUGACGAGUGAGCACAUUUUCUAUGCCAGGCGAAAUCACGCUUCAUUAGCUCAUUGUUAUUGAUGUAUCCAAAUAAAUGUCACUAGAAAACUGCUUAUGCAAUUGCAGCUACUUUACUGUUAUUCUGACUGUAAGUUAGUCAUAGUUGGCUAGCUAGCAAGCAAGGGAUAAGAACGUUGCCGGGCAGUAUGGCAAUGGAACAUUUAGGAACGAACGACUGGGUCGUGCCAAUAGAUACAGAACAAAAACACUGAACGACUGGAUUGCGUCUCUGGCAACUGAACCAAUAGAACGAACAACCAGCCGGCUUGGGUAGUAACCCUAGAUUUAUGUUGGGACUAUAUCUUGUGGAAGGAUUAAAUAGUAUGAAAAUAACGUUUUUAAUGAAAACAUGUAAAUCGUUAUUUGAACAUGUUGGUAACCCAUUGUAUAGACGCGAUAAGGACCUCGAAGCCGGUGUUUGGAGGAUAUAUUGACUUUGUCUCGUGCCUAGCAACACCCGUGUCAAUAUAUCCUCCAAACGCCGGCUUCUCGGGCAUCAUUACUUAAAUAUACCACGGCUCUCAGCCAAUCAGCAUCCAGGAUCCAAACUACCCGGUUUAUAAUCUUGAUUUGAUCACUCUUUUGUUGAUGAGAAUUUUUCUGCGCCGCAGGAAAUGCAGAUGAGCUUUGUGAUUUACAUAAAUUCACUGAAAACCCACACCAACACACAGUUAUGUUAGCAGUGUUGCAUUUUUUGUGUAGCCUCAUUUUGCCCAACCACCGAUCAAGCAACAUUAUGGACUAAACUUUCAAAUCCUGUUGCUGCAGGAUUAUUUUGCUACGACAAUACUGUUCAAAGUAAGAUCCAACAUCUGUAAAAACAAUGUGCUGAAUGUAACAUGAACCGCUGGCUUUAUUUAGAGUGUGCUCAAGGAAUAUGUCACUAUAAAAUAUAGCUUCUGCAUUCUUAGUGCUCCACACAGUGCCCUUCCAAAAGGAAAGGUUUAGAUGUUUAGGCACUGUAGUCAAUGGAAACUAGUUUUAUUUCACUUGCCAAUUAGCAGCUUGCUUGAACAACUGUGAUUUCCCAUUACUUUCAAGACUUAAUAAUAACAUUAAUAACAGAUGUUAGUUAGAAAAAAAUAAACUUUGAUUUAACCUGAUCAAUCAGAAAUGUCAGUUUUUCUGCCACUCUACGUUUGUGAAAUUGACCCAAAAGUAUCUAUUUCCUGAUUUAUAUUUUUGUGUUGAUAACAUCUUUUAAUUGAAGCAUCAUUCAGUUUCAUGUGAUGCAUAUCAAGACCACAUUUUUGUGGAAAACCUAUGUAGUCCUAGUUGAAAUAUAUUUGGCAUAGAACAAUUUCUGUUGCUAUUUUUAACCUUGACAAUGGAUAAAAAUUUAAAUAUGAACUGGAGCAGCUUAAAGGUAUGAUAAUUCAUCUUAACUGUAUGUUUAUAGCCUUAUUCAACUGUCUGUUGUAGAACAGAAAAGACUGCCAUGAAGAACUGCUUUGACACAUGAAAUGUCUUCAUAGGAUCUUCAUCUUGUCCAAACAAGCUGAAUAACAGCCAACUUACACUCUUAUAGAAAAAUGUUAUAUCUAUAACCUAAAAGGGUUCUUUGUCUGUUCCCAUGGGAGAACCGUUUCAAUAAAUAUGUUGGGUUCCAUGUAGAACCCUUUCCACGGUUCCCCCAUGGGGACAGCCAAACCAUUUUUUGGAACCCUUUUUUCUAAGAGUGUAUACAUUCAUACAUUAUAGGCAUGUGUUUGUACUCGUCCCUGCUUUGUCUUGUAGUUUGUAUUUGUCAAAAUGUUUUCUUCGACCGCUAUGUUGUACUUGCACACAGAGGAUGUCAACAUUUGUAUUUGUAGUACAACAGAAAAUACAUGACAGGAAAUGGUUGGAUUUUACUCUGUAAACCAUGGUGUUCGCCUUGUGUAAAUUAUAUAUUUGUAAAUCA
Messenger RNA from Oncorhynchus masou masou (cherry salmon), 4705 nucleotides. RefSeq names its product ras-related protein Rab-28-like. The record is from RefSeq and is a predicted model, not a curated record. Gene Ontology annotation, biological process: regulation of exocytosis. Gene Ontology annotation, molecular function: GTPase activity; GTP binding. Bases 148 to 813 code for a protein of 221 amino acids. NCBI's taxonomy places the organism in Eukaryota, Metazoa, Chordata, Actinopteri, Salmoniformes, Salmonidae. The transcript has 7 exons.